AUGUAUAUAGCUGUAUUGUUCUGCAUAUACACUUGCAGAUUUGUGACGUGUGGAGAGAUCGUUACUCUUGACCUCUCUUCUCCCAGUCCUUCCCUGUUUACCGUAACGGAUCAUUUACUUUAUGGAGUGAAUCAUAGAGCUUUUGUCCCCAAGGAUGGAUGUUCUCUAGUAUCAGUGGUGGAUAACAGGGAUACCCUUUGGACUGCUACAGACACUCAAGAAGGAUGUACAGGUGCCUACCUCUUUUCCAGGGAGGGGUACCCCUCUCUUCUCAGUGUCUAUACAAGGGGUGCCGGAGAUGAGACCUUUUGUUUCGAGAAGGAUGCUGGAGCAUGGAAGAAUGUGAGCAAGCUGAAAUUUGAAACUAAACUUCGCUCAAUGAAGGACCUUUCUGCACCUGCUGGUGAAGAACAUAGAGAAGAAGAAUUUGUAGUUGAGAAGAUAGAAGACUCUCCAAAGGAACCUCCUGCAGAACCUCAAGAUGAUGAGGAUUGGCUAGAAGGCCUUGAGACUUUGCCAGAGGACACUGUGAUUGAUACUCCAAUUGAGGAUGAACAGGUCGGAGAAGAGGAUGUUCAACCUGUCAAUGUUCCUGAAAAACUAUCCAAAGAUAAUCUUAGAGCUUCUCAAGAACAUGCUAAAGUAUUCUCUGAAGAGACUCCCGUAGAGGUCACACCAGAUUCCGCUUUACAGGAAGAGAUGCAUGUGGAUGAACAUGUAGCAGCUCCUAGUGGAGAAUCUACUAGUAAUAUUCCUAAGGAGGAAGUCUCUUCUCAGGUUCCUACCACUAGUGAAGACAAGUUCAAUGUCAAGUACUUUGAGAAGGCAAAUAGAUCAUGGAAAGAGGCUACACUGAAGGAUUUCUUAAAUAAGUCUUAUGAAAUGAGAAACUCUACCUCACAAUCUCCUAGUGAAGACUCUCCUAAUCCUCCUUGGAAACUCAUAACUCCUAGACCCAGUGAAUCACAGUAA
Theileria equi strain WA is the source of this 972-nucleotide messenger RNA. RefSeq lists its product as hypothetical. The transcript has 2 exons. Lineage: Eukaryota; Apicomplexa; Aconoidasida; Piroplasmida; Theileriidae. The record is from RefSeq and is a predicted model, not a curated record. The coding region runs from base 1 to 972 and encodes 323 amino acids.